Messenger RNA from Aspergillus caelatus, 2117 nucleotides. RefSeq names its product 3-deoxy-7-phosphoheptulonate synthase class II. The transcript has 6 exons. The coding region runs from base 124 to 1542 and encodes 472 amino acids. The record is from RefSeq and is a predicted model, not a curated record. Gene Ontology annotation, biological process: aromatic amino acid biosynthetic process. Lineage: Eukaryota; Fungi; Ascomycota; Eurotiomycetes; Eurotiales; Aspergillaceae. Gene Ontology annotation, molecular function: 3-deoxy-7-phosphoheptulonate synthase activity.
GUUGAAGGUCAUCUGGCACGUACGUUCGUCAAUUCGUUGAAUUUCCUACAAUUUAUCCGUCUAAACCCUCUUUCUAGUAGCCAUCGAAUCAUCAGGUAGCCGUCGAUCCUUAGACUCCACAUCAUGGACCCUUGGACUCCAAGCUCCUGGGCUUCGAAACCCAUCAAGCAAGAUGUCCCUUACAAUGAUGCCAAAGGUGUUCAGUCAGCUCUGGACAAGUUACAGAAAUUGCCUCCUUUGGUCACCACGCAAGAGAUCACCAACUUGAAGAAAAGCUUGAAAAAUGUGGCAUUGGGCAAGGCGUUCGUACUCCAAGGAGGAGAUUGUGCGGAGCUGUUUGACUACUGUAAUCAAGAUAUGAUCGAGGCUAAAGUUAAGCUGCUCUUGCAGAUGAGCUUAGUCUUGAUUUGGGGUGCCAAUAAGCCAGUCGUCCGUAUUGCACGGAUAGCAGGGCAAUUUGCCAAGCCGCGGUCGAGUCCCAUGGAAGUUGUCAACGGCGUUGAGAUGCCCUCAUUCCGUGGUGACAACAUCAAUGGCUUCGAGGCCACUCUGGAGUCCCGCACCCCAGACCCAUCACGGCUGGUCUCCGCAUACUUCCAUUCCGCCGCCACACUCAACUACAUGCGCGCAUCACUAACCUCUGGUCUGGCUGAUCUGCACUCCCCAUUGGACUGGGGACUUGGUCAUGUUAUCACACCGACUAUCAAGGAGAAAUACGAGCGCAUCGUCAACAGGGUCAAGGAUGCCCUGCGGUUCAUGCAGACUGUAGGGAUCGACACCGACCGCGGUGUAGAAACCGUCGACAUCUACACAAGUCACGAAGGUCUUCUACUUGAAUACGAGCAGAGUCUAACCCGCCUUUUGAAAAACCCAGCCACUGAAACCACCCACCCUGCACAAGCCCCCGGGGCAACCACAGCCCCUGCACCCCUGCAAAGCUACUUCGCUACAUCCGCUCAUUUCCUCUGGAUCGGAGACCGCACCCGUCAACUUGACGGUGCACAUAUCGAGUUCUUCCGCGGCAUCGCCAACCCGAUCGGCAUCAAGAUUGGCCCCAGCAUGACCCCGGACGAACUCGUGCGCAUCCUCGACGUCGUGAACCCCACUCGCGAGAUCGGCAAAGUUACUCUUAUCUCCCGCUAUGGUGCACAGAAGAUCGGCCAGCAUCUUCCCGGCCACAUCGCCGCCGUCCAGGCCUCCGGUCACCUGCCCGUCUGGCAGUGCGAUCCCAUGCACGGCAACACUCAAUCCACGCCCUCCGGCGUCAAGACUCGUCAUUUCACCGACAUUCUCUCUGAGCUGCAUCAAGCUUUGGAAAUCCACAAGGCAGCUGGCUCGUUCCUUGGUGGCAUGCAUCUUGAGCUGACCGGUGAGGCGGUCACGGAAUGCGUUGGUGGUGCUGGCGGUUUGACAGAGGAGAACUUGAGUGAGCGGUACACGACAUUCUGUGAUCCCCGAUUGAACGAGAAGCAGGCAUUAGAGUUGGCAUUCUUAGUGGCUGGAUUCUACCGCGAGAUGGACGAAGAGACGAAUUCGAUCUAACGAGGAAUAUGGAUGAUAUAUCUCGGGUUUCUUUUUACCAACUUAUCUUUCCUCCAAAUACUUUGGAGUACAAAAGUAUGAAAGCAUAUGACAUAAUGACCAGAAAUACAAAAGUGUGUCAUACAAAUGGACUCAAUAAAUACUCACAGUAGUUAACCCAACACUAUCUGAACAUGAUCAAAUAUCAAGACUCAUCAAAUCCCGCAAACCAGCUCCGAACCCACAGCGUCCCUGGCAACAUUGUCCAGAAAAUUGAGGAAAGCCUAAGACAUCAGACACUUGAAAUCACCGAUUAUUCAUGUUUGUGUUUUUGGGAGGUUGUGGGUUGAACUUGCGGUUUGAGGAUGGUAGGUAGGUUUGGAAGAUAUAGGGUUAGGCUAGGAGGCUAUUUAUAUGGGGUUGGUUUUAGGUGCACAUUAAAAGGCUGGGCUAUAGAGUAGUGUCGUGCUGUAUUGCUGCGUUCAGUGUAGCAUUGUACUGUUCUGUACUGGGUUCUUGUUGUGAUAGUUGUGCGCACAUAAUGUUGGCACUACAGGUACUGCAUGGCCCGGGAUAUAAUGGACCGUAAUGACGGC